AUGCAGUAUAGGAGGGAGCGGCCGCCAAAGCGGUCAUCGGAUAAGCUGACUGUCAAUGUAAAGUACGGACAUAAGCGCUGGCGCCCCAAAAAGGUAAGAAGAGUUUAUGAAGAUGAUGGCGGUUCGUCGCUUCCAGAUACAUGGGGAGAAAUCAGUUUCAGUGAUGAUGAUUUGAAUCACAUUCAACUACCUUACGAAGAGCCGCUCCCGCUCGUCGUGACACUCGAUGUAGCCGAUUCUCGAGUCCAUAGAGUGCUUAUUUCUAUAGGGACCAAAUCUAGUGUAAUGUAUUGGGACACCUUCAACAAGAUGCAACUAGACCUAGAAAUCAUAAAGCCCAACAAAACGCCGCUAGUUGGCAUUGACGGAAAAAUCGUUAACGCGAUUGGAUCAGUGUAUUUACCGGUUUCGGCCGCUGGUCGUACUUUAACGGUAGAGUUUGUGCUUAUCGACAUGCGAGAUGACAUGGCAUCUUCCUACAAUCUUAUCAUGGGGCGUGAGUGGAUAAACAGAAUGAAGGGAGUGGCGUCCACCUUCCAUCUUAAGAUGAAGUGUCCGGCUACAGAUGGAAAUGGAGUUGUUGAUAUUAAUGGUGACCAACUCAUGGCCAAGAAAUGCGUUGCAAUGGAAAGAGAAAUGUCUCUGAAACAACCACAGCCUUCGGGUAAUUGCUAUAGCGAGACGGGUAGAUGGAAGAAAUUGAAUUCUGAGGAGCUGGGGAUUGAUACAUCAAUGAUUAGUAAGCCUACAAAUGUGGUUCUCAAUCAGUUGAAGGAGAAAGGUUAUGAGGUGUACCUUGUUGGAGGUUGUGUACGAGAUCUUAUCUUAAAGAGAACUCCCAAAGACUUUAAUAUUAUAACUUCAGCUAAACUUAAGCAGGUUCUCUCUGUCUACAUUCGUGUUAUGUUCUAA
Messenger RNA from Pistacia vera, 912 nucleotides. RefSeq lists its product as uncharacterized. Gene Ontology annotation, molecular function: nucleotidyltransferase activity; RNA binding. Lineage: Eukaryota; Viridiplantae; Streptophyta; Magnoliopsida; Sapindales; Anacardiaceae. The record is from RefSeq and is a predicted model, not a curated record. The transcript has 3 exons. The coding region runs from base 1 to 912 and encodes 303 amino acids. Gene Ontology annotation, biological process: RNA processing.